CUUUAGGUCUCCUAGCAACAAGUAGCAUAUGAGGACGGCCGCUGAGUUGAUACCUGUUAAGAAACUCUCAAUUUGUGCCCUGAAAAGCCGUAAUGGAGAUAUCAAUGCCUCCACCUCAGAUAUAUGUAGAAAAAACUCUGGCCAUUAUCAAACCAGAUAUUGUUGACAAAGAGGAGGAGAUACAAGAUAUUAUUCUUAGAUCCGGAUUCACCAUUGUUCAGAGAAGAAAACUACACCUCAGCCCUGAGCAAUGUAGUAACUUUUAUGUGGAACAGUAUGGAAAAAUGUUUUUCCCCAACUUAACAGCUUACAUGAGUUCUGGACCGCUUGUCGCCAUGAUAUUAGCUAGACAUAAAGCCAUCUCUUAUUGGUUAGAACUUUUGGGACCAAAUAGUAGCUUAGUAGCGAAGGAGACACAUCCAGACAGUCUGAGGGCAAUUUAUGGCACAGAUGACCUAAGGAAUGCACUUCAUGGGAGUAAUGACUUUGCUGCUGCGGAAAGAGAAAUACGUUUUAUGUUUCCUGAAGUGAUUGUUGAGCCCAUUCCAGUUGGACAAGCUGCUAAGGACUAUUUAAAUUUACAUAUAAUGCCAACUCUGCUUGAAGGACUCACAGAGCUUUGUAAGCAAAAACCAGCAGAUCCUUUGUUUUGGUAUAUGUGCUGCCGAAGAGAGCACUGGACUCUCAGGUCUAUUCUAUUGGUCUGCAUGUCUGGCAUAAGGAUGUCAUUACCACACUGUGCUGACUACUGUAGCUUUGUAGAAGGUUUCGAAAUUGAGAGUACAAGUCAGUCCUCCAACUUUGUUCUUUUUCAUGAUUGUUUUGGCUCCUCAGAGCCCCUUGCAAUUUCAUAUGAAUUUGAGGAUUGGCUUUCCAUUUCUGCAAAAAAAGCUUGUUGGACAUUUGGCAAGAGCUGCACUGGAUCUGUAGAUUGCUUUGGGUAGUAUUGACAUCUUAACAAUAUCAAGUCUCCGUAUCCAUGAAAAAUAAUGUCUUCUCAUUUAUUUAGGUAUUCUUUAAUUUCUUUCAGCAAUGUUUUACAGUUCUUAAUGUAUAAGCCUUUCACUUCUUGGGUUAAAUUUAUCCCUUGGCAUUUUAUUUGUCUUUAUGCUACUGUAAAUGAAAGUGAUUUAAAAAUUUUUUUUGGACUGUCAUUGCUGAUGUAUAGAAAUACAGUUGAUUUUUGUGUAUUGUAACCUACAUCUUUGCUGAAUUUAUUAGCUCUAGUGGCUUCCUUGUAAAUUCCUUAGGGUUUUCCACAUAUAGGUUUAUGCCAUCUGUGAAAAGAGAUAGUUUUACUUCUUUCUUUCCAGUUUGGAUCUAUUCUUGACGAUCUUGCAUAAUGUAAAUCCAAAUGUUUCCAUUUUUAAUGGUCAUUUUCUUAAAGUGAUUUUGAAAACUGUUUAAGUUUCCAAUUGAUAUAGUAUAUAUUGAAAGGAAAUAUGUAACUGUUUCUUAACUUAGGUUGUUUUUUUUUUUCCCAUAGAUUUGGCUAGCUGAUUGGCUGCUGAAAAAUAAUCCUAACAAACCCAAACUUUGUCACCAUCCAAUUGUAGAAGAACCUUAUUUAAAAAAAAAUCCUCAAAAGAACAAAUCAUGAACUAUCUUAUUGUAAAAGGCUGUACUUCUACUAUUUGAAAAAAUUAUUUCUAGGGUUUAAGUAACUACAAGUAAAAUAAAUUUAUUUCUUAAAAAUAAGUGUUAAAGGAAUAACUAUUCUAUGAAGCAGAUAACAUUAAGGUAAAAUAUAGGCUUAGAGUAUGAUUUUAACAAUGAUGUAACACUAGGUAAUGGAAAACUGAUGUAAGAUGUUGCUAGAUGUUUUUGUUUUUCUUAAGUUUGAGAAGUAAGACAUAAAGUUUAGUUAUACAUUUUCCCAAGCACAUAUGCUAUAUCUAAAUACAUAAUUAAUGCACAGUUGAGACAGUCUAGUUUAAAAGGCUUAGGUCCUUUUGUAGUCCAUAAGCAUGGUGAUUUGGUUUCAUGCUCAUGUAUGAGAUAUGCUUCCCUCAAACCUUGUUACAGCAUCAUCACAUUACCUGUUUGAUGUAAAAAAUAAAAAAUAGAAAGGUGUAA
Messenger RNA from Gorilla gorilla gorilla (western lowland gorilla), 2076 nucleotides. RefSeq names its product NME/NM23 family member 5 (gene NME5). Gene Ontology annotation, biological process: cilium movement; GTP biosynthetic process; spermatid differentiation. Gene Ontology annotation, molecular function: nucleoside diphosphate kinase activity. Bases 93 to 944 code for a protein of 283 amino acids. Gene Ontology annotation, cellular component: cilium. The record is from RefSeq and is a predicted model, not a curated record. Lineage: Eukaryota; Metazoa; Chordata; Mammalia; Primates; Hominidae. The transcript is spliced from 6 exons.